Messenger RNA from Lactuca saligna, 750 nucleotides. NCBI's taxonomy places the organism in Eukaryota, Viridiplantae, Streptophyta, Magnoliopsida, Asterales, Asteraceae. The record is from the annotation of a GenBank genome assembly.
AUGGGAUCUUUCGCUGGACAUGCAGUUCCAGGGACACUGUUUCUUAUGGUUGGAGCAUGGCAUAUAUGGUGCACAGUGGUUCGUUAUGCAGCAGACCCAAAAUCAUUUCGUGUAAGAAUGUGGAACCCUGUUCCAGGUUUUAAUGGGAAAUUAAAGUACUUAGAGCUCUAUGUUAUAGCAGUCGGAGCUUUUAUUGAUAUGUGUAUAGAGCUUUUAUAUUCAACCCACCUUAAGUUCUUUGUUAAUGGUGUCUUGAACCCACAUCACAUGAAUGACUUUGAACAUGGAGGCAUGCUUCUCAUGUUCUUCCUCUUCAGUAUUGUUGCUUUGCUCUCUGAAAAAACCAGCUUCCUGCCUUUACCAGAAGGCGCCCUGUGCUUAAUAUCAGCAGCAGCAUUCUGUGCAGAGUACCUUUUAUUCUUCUUCCAUUCAACAACACACAAAGGGCUAGAAGGGGCCAUAAUGCCCACAAGCUUUCCUGCUGAUCUGUGUGGUGGCAUUGCUGUGACACUUCAAGGGCUAUGGUUUUAUCAGACUGCAUUCACACUCUAUGGGCCCAUGAUGCCAGCUGGCUGUAAGCUUGAAGCAAAUGAGGUCUCAUGUUUGCAUCAUGAUCAUGAGGUUCGUGGACAGGUGUUGGCUAAUUUGCAGAUGUUUGGGCUUGUUUUUUUGGUUCUUUCUGUUAUAAUGGGGGUGUUAGAGUUUUGUCUUUUUUGGAGUAGCAGAGUGCUUGGCAUAAGAUGGAGGUAG